Messenger RNA from Cavia porcellus (domestic guinea pig), 1159 nucleotides. RefSeq names its product transmembrane and coiled-coil domains 1 (gene Tmco1). The record is from RefSeq and is a predicted model, not a curated record. Gene Ontology annotation, molecular function: calcium channel activity. The coding region runs from base 158 to 724 and encodes 188 amino acids. Gene Ontology annotation, biological process: endoplasmic reticulum calcium ion homeostasis. Gene Ontology annotation, cellular component: cytoplasm; endoplasmic reticulum membrane; endoplasmic reticulum. Lineage: Eukaryota; Metazoa; Chordata; Mammalia; Rodentia; Caviidae. The transcript is spliced from 7 exons.
CGGAAGCGGAAGUGUUCCUUCCUGUCUGUCAAAGUCUGUGUAUUACCCGGUGGUCUGUGAUCCCGGGAUCCAGGGGGAAGUCGUUUACACUCUUUUUUUUCCCGCCUUUUGAGCGCUUCCCUCGCGGCAGGGGGGAGUGCAGGGAAGGAGGUGCGAGAUGAGCACCAUGUUUGCAGACACUCUCCUCAUCGUUUUUAUCUCCGUGUGCACGGCUCUGCUGGCGGAGGGAAUUACCUGGGUCCUGGUUUACAGAACAGACAAGUAUAAAAGACUGAAGGCAGAAGUGGAAAAGCAGAGUAAAAAACUGGAAAAGAAGAAGGAAACAAUAACAGAGUCAGCUGGUCGGCAACAAAAAAAGAAAAUAGAGAGGCAAGAAGAGAAACUAAAGAAUAAUAACAGAGAUCUUUCAAUGGUUCGAAUGAAAUCCAUGUUUGCAAUUGGCUUUUGUUUCACUGCCCUCAUGGGAAUGUUCAAUUCCAUAUUUGAUGGCAGAGUAGUGGCAAAGCUUCCUUUCACCCCUCUUUCUUACAUCCAAGGACUGUCUCAUCGGAACCUGCUGGGAGACGACACUACAGACUGCUCCUUCAUCUUCCUCUAUAUUCUCUGUACCAUGUCAAUUAGACAAAAUAUCCAGAAGAUUCUUGGCCUUGCCCCUUCACGAGCUGCCACCAAGCAGGCAGGUGGAUUUCUUGGCCCUCCACCUCCUUCUGGAAAGUUCUCUUGAAGUUAAGCAGAACCCAUUAAUUCCUGUUAUUCUUUUUAGACACUCAUGUCAGACUGGCAACUGUUUUAUAGCAGGAGCUAUAGGGCCACCAUCUUGUUUUGAAUUGUUUUUCAACUUUUUAGAUUAGGUGCCUAACUAACAGAAUAGUGCUUUUGGUCACAGGUAAUUUUUUUAAAAUUAGUACACUGAUUAGUUAAGUUCAGGUGAUUUUUAUGUAAUGAAAACCAAAUAUCUUUCUUGCUUUGCUUCUGUAAGUAUUUUCUCUGGGAGCGACUCUCAAGGUUGUAUUUGCCAGCUGCUGUGGAAGCGGACUCUGUGAUCUCUGGAGAGCCAGGAGAAAAAUUCAGUCUGUGUAACUAAGCUUAAUUGGAACUGUUUGUGGAGUUUUUAAAGCCAAGUCACUUAACAUCAAUAAAGAAGCCAAAUUUUUAGCCA